This is a messenger RNA of Egretta garzetta (little egret), 677 nucleotides long. Its product is annotated as serine/threonine-protein kinase DCLK3. The transcript has 3 exons. The annotation marks the transcript as partial. Gene Ontology annotation, biological process: protein phosphorylation. The record is from RefSeq and is a predicted model, not a curated record. Lineage: Eukaryota; Metazoa; Chordata; Aves; Pelecaniformes; Ardeidae. Gene Ontology annotation, molecular function: ATP binding; protein kinase activity.
GUUCAGCAUAAUGCCGAUAAAUCUACUACACUGAAACUAGCAGAUUUUGGCCUUGCGAAGCAGGUUACGAAGCCCAUAUUUACUGUCUGUGGAACACCAACGUAUGUUGCCCCUGAAAUACUUGCUGAGAAGGGCUACGGGCUCGAAGUGGAUAUGUGGGCAGCUGGUGUGAUCCUUUACAUUCUGCUCUGCGGUUUCCCCCCUUUUCGCAGUCAGGAACGUGAUCAGGAAGAGCUAUUCCAGAUCAUACAGCUGGGCCACUACGAGUUCCUCUCCCCAUACUGGGACAAUAUUUCUGCGGCAGCAAAAGACCUCAUAACCAGGCUGUUGAUAGUGGAUCCCCAGAAGCGCUACACAGCACGACAAGUACUUCAGCACCCUUGGAUCAGAACAGCUGGAAAAACUAACAGCAGAAACUUGCAGAGGGAAGUGACAAUAAAUAUUGAGCGUCAUUUCCGGGCCCAGCGCCGAAAGGAAGUUGCAGAUGAGGACACAUGAGAUCUCUUCGAGCUCUUUUAGUCUUCUUUUUAUUGAUUAACAAAUUAUGUAUGUUUUCUUUUCUAAAUGAAUUGGGCCUUUAGUGUAUAGCUGUUGCUGGCCAUUACCAUGCCUUUUUUUUUUUUUUUUGAUUCUGAGAUUCUAAAGAAGAACAGAGAUCAAAUUCCCAUACACUUCCC